Oncorhynchus nerka (sockeye salmon) is the source of this 783-nucleotide messenger RNA. Its product is annotated as cilia- and flagella-associated protein 251-like. The transcript is spliced from 3 exons. The annotation marks the transcript as partial. NCBI's taxonomy places the organism in Eukaryota, Metazoa, Chordata, Actinopteri, Salmoniformes, Salmonidae. The record is from RefSeq and is a predicted model, not a curated record.
AAGAUGGAGGAGGAGGAGGAGGUGGAGGAGGAGGUGGAGGAGGAGGAGGAGGAGGUGGAGGAAGAGGAGGAGGAGGAGGGAGAGGAGGAGGAGAUGGAGGAGGAGGAGGUGGAGGAGGAAGAGGAGGAGGUGGAGGAGAUGGAUGAGGGGGUGGAGGGGGAGGAGGAGGAGAAGAUGGAGGAGGAGGAGGAGGUGGAGGUGGAGGAGGAGGAGGAGGAGGAGGAGGUGGAGGAAGAGGAGGAGGAGGAGGGAGAGGUGGAGGAGGAGGAGGAGGAGAUGGAGGAGGAGGAGGUGGAGGAAGAGGAGGAGGAGGAGGGAGAGGAGGAGGAGGAGGAGGAGAUGGAGGAGGAGGAGGAGGUGGAGGAAGAGGAGGAGGAGGAGGGAGAGGAGGAGGAGGAGGAGGAGGAGGAAGAGGGAGAGGAGGAGGAGGAGGAGAUGGAGGAGGAGGAGGUGGAGGAAGAGGAGGAGGUGGAGGAAGAGGAGGAGGAGGAGGGAGAGGAGGAGGAGGAGGGAGAGGAGGAGGAGGAGGAGGUGGAGGAAGAGGAGGAGGGAGAGGAGGAGGAAGAGGGAGAGGAGGAGGAGGAGGAGAUGGAGGAGGAGGAGGUGGAGGAAGAGGAGGAGGUGGAGGAAGAGGAGGAGGAGGAGGGAGAGGAGGAGGAGGAGGGAGAGGAGGAGGAGGAGGGAGAGGAGGAGGAGAUGGCCAGAACUCACAGGGCCACUACUCAAAUGGCACCGUUCAGACUUGAACAGAUCAGAAGUAGUGGACUAAUGGUGUACUACUGA